Molecule: messenger RNA, 4652 nt
Organism: Jaculus jaculus (lesser Egyptian jerboa)
Lineage: Eukaryota; Metazoa; Chordata; Mammalia; Rodentia; Dipodidae
Gene: Sgsm2
Product: small G protein signaling modulator 2
Exons: 24
Coding region: 65-3217 (1050 amino acids)
Molecular function (GO): GTPase activator activity
Source: RefSeq, a predicted model, not a curated record
GGGCGCGCGCGGGGGGCCUGGGGGGGACGCUUGGCGUGGUCGUCUCCCCGCCACCCGCCGCACCAUGGGCAGCGCUGAGGACGCAGUCAAAGAGAAAUUGCUGUGGAACGUGAAAAGAGAGGUGAAACAAAUCAUGGAGGAGGCUGUCACCAGGAAGUUUGUGCAUGAAGAUAGCAGCCACAUCAUUGCACUUUGUGGUGCAGUAGAGGCUUGCCUUCUGCAUCAGCUGAGACGCCGUGCUGCUGGCUUCCUGCGCAGUGACAAGAUGGCAGCCCUGUUCACCAAAGUGGGGAAGACAUGCCCAGUGGCUGGGGAGAUUUGCCACAAGGUGCAGGAGCUGCAACAGCAAGCAGAGGGCAGGAAACCCUUGGGAGGCAGUCAGGAGGCCCUGCGGAGACAGGGCUCAACCAGUGGGAAGGCUCUAUCCCUCAGCCCACAGGCCUUGAAACACAUAUGGGUACGCACAGCACUCAUCGAGAAAGUUCUGGACAGGGUUGUGCAGUACCUGGCCGAAAACUGCAGCAAGUACUAUGAAAAGGAAGCAUUGCUGGCAGACCCUGUGUUUGGCCCAAUCCUGGCCUCUCUUCUAGUGGGGCCCUGUGCCUUGGAAUACACAAAGCUCAAGACAGCUGAUCACUACUGGACAGACCCCUCUGCUGAUGAGCUGGUCCAGAGGCAUCGUAUCCGAGGUCCUCCCAGUCGCCAGGACUCUCCUGCAAAGCGCCCUGCCCUGGGGAUUCGGAAGCGGCACUCUAGUGGCAGUGCAUCAGAGGACCGGCUAGCUGCCUGUGCCCGUGAGUAUGUAGAGUCCCUACAUCAGAACUCAAGAACACGGCUACUCUAUGGCAAGAACAACGUGCUGGUACAGCCGAAGGAAGACAUGGAGGCUGUGCCUGGCUACCUCUCCCUGCACCAGUCUUCAGAAAGCCUGACUCUGAAAUGGACCCCCAACCAGCUCAUGAAUGGAACUCUGGGGGAUACUGAGCUGGAAAAGAGUGUUUACUGGGACUAUGCCCUGGUGGUACCCUUCAGUCAGAUUGUCUGCAUCCACUGCCAUCAGCAAAAGAGUGGUGGCACACUCGUGCUGGUGAGCCAGGAUGGCAUUCAGAGGCCACCACUGCACUUCCCACAGGGAGGACACCUACUGUCCUUUCUGUCCUGUCUGGAGAAUGGACUGCUGCCUCGAGGACAACUUGAGCCGCCACUAUGGAGUCAGCAGGGGAAGGGCAAGGUGUUCCCCAAGCUACGGAAACGCAGCAGCAUACGGUCUAUGGAUGUGGAGGAGCUAGGCAUGGGUCGGGCCACAGACUACGUGUUCCGGAUCAUCUAUCCUGGGCACAGGCACGAGCACAUCACUAUUAACUACCACCACCUAGCGGCCAGCCGUGCGGCCUCGGUGGACGAUGAGGAGGAAGAGGAGGAUAAACUACACGCGAUGCUGUCAAUGAUCUGCUCGCGGAACCUCACAGCUCCCAAUCCGAUGAAAGAUGCUGGUGAUAUGAUUGAGAUGCAGGGCUUCGGGCCCAGCCUAGCAGCCUGGCAUCUGGAGCCCCUAUGUGGCCAAGGCUCCUCCUGCCUUUCCUGCUCCUCCAGCAGCUCCCCAUAUGCAACCCCCCACCACUGCAACUGCAUUCCUGACCGGUUGCCCCUCAGACUACUGUGUGAGAGCAUGAAGAGGCAGAUUGUGUCCCGGGCCUUCUAUGGCUGGCUGGCCUACUGUCGCCACCUGUCCACAGUGCGGACCCACCUGUCAGCACUGGUGCAUCACAACAUUAUCCCACCUGACAGGCCCCCUGGGGCCUCAGGAGGACUCACCAAGGAUGUGUGGAGCAAGUAUCAGAAGGACAAAAAGAACUACAAGGAGCUGGAGCUGCUGCGACAGGUGUACUAUGGGGGUGUAGAACACGAGAUCCGCAAGGAUGUCUGGCCUUUCCUGCUUGGCCACUACAAAUUUGGCAUGUGCAAGAAGGAGAUGGACCAGGUGGAUGCAGAAGUGGCAGCCAAGUACCAGCAGGUAUUGGCAGAGUGGAAGGCCUGCGAGGUGGUGGUGAGGCAGCGGGAGCGGGAGGCACACCCAGCCACGCUCACCAAGUUCUCCUCGGGCAGCAGCAUCGACAGCCACGUGCAGCACCUUGCGCAUCGGGAUUCCACCAUCAGCAAUGAUGUAUUUAUCUCUGUGGAUGACCUGGAGCCCCCAGGGCCCCAGAAUCCUGAAGAUUCCAGACCAAAGCAGGAACAGGAACCAGGAGUUGGAACUCCAGGCACCGCCAUGGUGGAGCAGCAGCUGUCAGUGGAGUUUGACUCUCCAGACUCAGGGCUGCCUUCCUCUCGCAAUUACUCCGUGGCUUCAGGCAUCCAGUCCAGCCUAGAUGAGGGACAGAGCGUGGGUUUUGAAGAGGAUGGUGGUGAAGAAGGUUCUGAUAGGCUGGCCACUGUACCCCACACUUUCUCCGAACCCCAGGAUCCCAGCCAGGGGAAGGUUGUACAGGACAGUGAGCUGGAAGCAGGGGAGGAUCAUACGUCUGUGUGUACUGCAGCUUAUACGAUAGAAUUACUGGACACUGUGGCCUUAAAUCUGCACCGCAUAGACAAGGAUGUGCAGAGAUGUGACCGCAACUACUGGUACUUCACGCCCACCAACCUCGAGAGACUCAGAGACAUCAUGUGCAGCUACGUGUGGGAGCACCUGGACGUGGGCUAUGUGCAGGGCAUGUGCGAUCUGCUGGCACCUCUCCUGGUCAUCCUCGACAACGACCAGCUGGCCUACAGCUGCUUCAGCCACCUCAUGAAAAGGAUGAGCCGGAACUUCCCCAACGGGGGCGCCAUGGACACCCACUUUGCCAACAUGCGCUCCCUGAUCCAGAUCCUGGACUCCGAGCUGUUUGAGCUGAUGCAUCAGAAUGGAGAUUACACCCACUUCUACUUUUGUUACCGCUGGUUCCUACUGGAUUUUAAGAGAGAGCUGCUGUACGAGGAUGUGUUUGCUGUGUGGGAGGUGAUUUGGGCGGCCAGGCACAUCUCAUCGGAGCACUUUGUCCUGUUCAUCGCCCUGGCCCUGGUCGAGGCCUACCGAGAGAUUAUCCGUGACAACAACAUGGACUUCACUGACAUCAUCAAGUUCUUCAAUGAGCGGGCUGAACAUCAUGACGCCCGGGAGAUCCUGCGCAUUGCCCGAGACCUCGUUCACAAGGUGCAGAUGCUCAUAGAGAACAAGUGAGAGCUGGAGCCAGAGGCAGCAGCAUGGGGAACUUGGGCAGCCCCUAAGCUCCAGUGGGGAGAGGCAGGACAUCGCAGCCCAGACUGCCUCAACCCCUGCCAACCCUGCCCACCCAGCUGCAUUCCUAACAAAGUGAUUGUGAGCCUGGGAUCCGACUGUGGGCAGUGCUGGCCCUGAAGGGCAAGUCAGGGCCAGGAUGGAGGGGUCAGCCUCAGGGAGCAAAUGCCUCGGAGGACACCUAUUGUGUUCACCUCUCAAAAUACCUGGAAACAGCCCUACUGCCAUUUGCAGUCUCAGCCUGGCCUAUUCACCAAUGCCUAGGGCCCUGUACGGUUAGUGGGAGCUACAGUGGCCUGGGCCCCAUCCUAGGAAGAGAUGCUUGGAGCAAAGGGCUCUGUGCUAUCUUUCCUGAGACCCUUUGCAAUCUGAUCAGCUGAGCAUUCAGGCAUGUGUCCUGGGAGCAGGAGACCUGGGAUACAUUCUAAGCCCUCCUAAGACUCUGGGGUAAACAUGGGCCCUGGAUGGGGGAGCAGCCCACUUCAGCAGCACUGCCAUUGCCUCUGGCUACCUGAGUAGCCCCAUGCACUACCCCACACUGCCCAGUGCAUCCACUAGGUCUGUACAGUGUCACUCCCACCAUCCUGCCCUUGCCAUAUGCACCAGACACAUCCCUGAGACUACAUAAAUGACACUCUAGCCAGCUGGAUGAUGUAGGAUGAGGUGGGAACCCCACCUUUGCAGAGAAACCCAGGGUGAUUCUGUAGAUGAACCUGUCACAGUCUCUUCUCGAGGACAGGCCACUAGCUUGGUGCAGCCAGUUACCUGUCCCAGGCUUCUGCUGAAUGCCUGGGGCUAAGGGAGAUGGAAGUGCCUGGGUCUCCCCAGUUUGUCCUUGGUGAGAAGCAAGGCUAGCUUCUACAUGUUUGUCGGGUUGCUGAGAGGCCUAGGGACCCAGAAAGCCCCCUGGAGCUGCACUUGUAGGGGUGUCAGUAAAGGCCAACCCUUGAAUUGAGGCCGAGGCAUGUUGCUUCCUUUGUCAUCCCAUAUCCCCCAAUCUUCAAGCACAUACAAUCUGGGUUGGCCCUGGGACUUGCUUGGCUCCUGCCCAGAAGUCACCAAGGUUUACAGGCUUGCUGCAUUUGAGAAACAUGAGAGCAGGACUUCGCAUCCAACAUAGCCUUCCCCAUCCUGCCUGGCCCCUGGCACUGCACGGCCUGUGUGGGGCCAGUCCACCCCCAUUACCCAUCUACCCUUGUCCAUGAUUCUUUGGCCUCCACCAAGCACGGGUGGCCAACACGUGUGCCUGCCUUAGUGACUUAGUGGUUUUGUGAAAAGCAGAGUGUGUACGUAAAAAUUUUUUUGGGGGGGAGGGGGGCUCAGAAACUAUACUCUUAAGUGUAACCAACCAAUCAAUAAACAACAUUUGGCAACGCUU